UUUUUUGCUCAUGUGACAAAAUAAAUUAUAUAUAAAAUUAUACACAAGGGAGAAUAAGACGAAAAUUACCAAAAUACAUCAGAAAAUUUAGUCGAGGGUGAAUGAAAUUUGGUGAUAAAGACUCAAGGGUGAAUGCCAUUGAAAUAGUUUAAGAAACACUGUUCUAGAACAAACAAUCCAAGUUUGUUCAACCCUUCCUUGUAGUUAAUACCGCCUCAUCCAGACAGCAUUCUGAUAACUUUUCAGGUCGGGACUCAUCUUCAGUCCAAAAAGUUGCCAUUAUAUUCAUGCCCUGAUCAAUAAUGGUGAGCUUUCUUUGUCACACUAUCCAUUUGCAAAACUCCAUCACAGGAAAAAAACUAUCGACUGACGUCUAUUACAAACCCACUGACUCUGUGACUGUGACUCUAUGCAUUGAAAAAAACAUUACUUACAUACCCAAUAGACAGAACUUUUUCAAAGCAUACACACAUCCUUCCCAACAUGUACACUCCGCGCCUCACAUCUCUAAGAGAUCGCUCGGCCUUGUCAUACACAUCUUCCUCAAUGCACAAAACUUCAAGUAAGCACCACCCGUCCUGCCACACAGCCCAACCAACACCUCCCCCACCACAAGCACCCACUGAAACCCUGCGGGCAGACCCAGUGUGACCUCACAAUCCCACUAGCUCAUCACAUGAUUGUCCUUGAUCCAAUUUCCUGGCCUGCCUUCACUUAGGUGCCUUUGAGCUGGCUAAACUAUCUGUCCUGCACCCACAUUGUCUGCCUGCCUCUGAUCUGGUUCAGCGAUCCUCACCCAAAAUCCAACGCAGUGAACUUAAGUUUAACGUUAUGUGACAUGCAAAUGACCAGAAUUAUUCCAUCUGCCUAUCAUUGGUCCUCCGAUCAGAACAUAAUCCAAAGAGUCGCCACCAGAACCAAUCACAUUGGAUUCCAUGGGCUUUUUAAGUUCAUUGUCUGCAGAAAUCCAUUCGGCUAACUGACGUUCAGGAAGUUCAAGCACAAUCUCUGCAGUCAGCAUGUUCCAGGCACCUACCACUUUCUUGGUAAAACAACUUGGACCACAGAUUUCAUAAAGAUUGUGCUGGGAUGGAUGGAAUGGGGCGCCAGAUGAAGUAUUUGAGGAAGGUACAAUAACAACAGUUAAAAGAUACUUGGACAAAAAGGAGGAACAAGUUUUGCCGAAUGUUGGAACUGAAAGACCUGCAGCAGGAAGACUGAGGCGGCAAGAAGCUGUUAAACCUGCAGCAACGUCACACCACCAUGUCUGUCGAAGACAUCAGAAGCCAAUUCUCAUGCUCAAUAUGUCUGGACACAUUUAAAGACCCAGUCACCACAGAAUGUGAGCAUGACUUUUGCAGACCGUGUAUAACAGAGUAUUGGGAUCGAGAGGAAACGUCCAUCUGUCCCCUUUGUCGACAGUAUUCCUCAGGCAUCUUGAGAACUAAUCGGACACUGGCCUGCGUUGUUGAGAUUCUUCAAUCAAAGAAAGACAGUUCAGAAGAAGCAGAUGCAUGUGGAGAAAACAAUUUUGGAUUCCUGCUUCUUGUCAUCCUCAUUUCUGUAAUUGUGCUCCUGUGGUCAGUGAGCCCAGAUGCUUCUUCACUUGGAUUUUACCCAAAGGAUUACGACAUGUGUCCUCAGCACAAGGAGAAGCUGAAGCUCUUCUGUGAGGAUGACCAGGAGUUACUUUGUCUUAUCUGCAGGGAUUCAAAUAAGCACGUAAACCAUCAGGUUUUCCCCAUCAGUGAAGCUGCUCGAAUCUACAAGAAAGAACUGUCCACAACUCUGGAAUUAUUGAAAAUGAAGCACAUCCAUCACCAAAUAAUCAAGUCCAGUUAUGAUGACAACAUGACUUUGUUGAUGGAUGAUGUGACAAUGACGGAGCAACACAUUAGGCAGGUGUUUGUGCGCCUUCACGAGUUCCUGAGGAUGGAAGAGGAAAGCAUUAUGCGGGAACUGCACAAUGAAGCUUGGCAGCGCUUCACUGUGCUGCAAGAAAUAAUCAUACAGCUGGACUUUGAAUCUACUGCAUUAUCAGAUAUCAUUCGAGUAGUCAGUGAGGAGCUGAUGCAAGAAGAUGCCAUACUAUUCCUAAUGAACAUGAAACUAAUACAAGAAAGAGUUAAAAUGGCAGUUUCUAAUCCCCAAAAAGUGUCUGUGAUGUUGGACAGUGCCAAGUACAAAUUCCUAUUGAUGUACAGUUCCUGGAAAAAAAUGGUCCAUGAAAUCGGCUUUAAUCCCGUGCCACUGAGUCUGGAUCCUGAGACUGCACACCGGGACCUUCUCAUCUUCAACAACAUGACCAACGUCAUCUUCAGCCAAAGUUUGACAAAGCCUCCCGACACCAGCUCGCGAUUCGUCAUCCACCCCUUUGUCCUGGCCCAGCAAGGCUUGUCAUCGGGAGUACACUACUGGGAGGUCUAUGUGGGAUGCAAAACCGGCUGGAUCAUAGGGGUGACUAAAGAGUCUGUGGAACGCAAGUCACCAAUCUCGCUGACACCUCAAGAUGGCUUGUGGACUUUGGAGAGAAGAAACAGACACUACGUGGCAAAUGAUGAGCCCCAGGUGGUCAUCUUUUCAGGGUAUCGGGCGCAAAUAAUUGGAGUUUAUCUUGAUUACGACAGAGGGCAUGUGGCCUUUUACAAUGCUGACUACAUGAAUCGAAUAUACACCUUCAGAGACACGUUCACAGAGACAAUGUACCCCUUGUUUAGUCCAGGUUUUAAUUUCACGCCACUGAGAAUAAUCCAUAUAAAUCCUUUAAAAGGUAGUGUUGUAAAGUAAAUGCAGUAACAUUUGAAGCUGCCUGUGAACCUAUUGCAGAUAUAACUUGUGCCUACCUAAAAACAGCUGGCUCAUAGCAGCAUCCAACUCAACUGCAAAUACAUUCAAAUUUCUCUUAAAUCUGUUAGAAAUUAUUUAGUUUUAUCUCUCUCUUUCUAUCCUUGCAUCCGACACAUCACAUUAUACCUCUAACCCAGACAGCAAGCAGGUGUUCUACUUCCAGGCUGUUGGCAAUUUCUCUCUGUGACUCGCCCCUGCUUGGAAUGGCUCCAGCAGGUUUCUUUCCACACCGUAAGGAGGUGCCCAUCCUUCGUGUUGUCCUUCCUGACAUCUUCACUGAGAUCGAGAAAUCACUGAAUAAAGAAUCAUAUACUAAUUCUGAGCAGCUCCCAUUUAUUCUGUGCCUUGAUAGAUCUGCUCCUCAUAACACCAUUUCUCUUAAUGUCCCAGGGACUCCCACAGCUCCUGCUAGGGAGGCCGCUAUGUGCCUUUCAGAGAAUGAUGUAGAACAAAUUACAAUGAACUUAUCGACAAGAAGUUCAUUACUAUUGUGUAAUGAACAAACCUUUGAUGGAUUGUUACUCAGGGGAUUGUGUUAAUUGAACAUGCAGUACCUCAGUGUGACACUGAUGAGGAAAUAACACUUUAACCUGCCUUUACUCAAUAAACCAUCCAUGCAUAUGCACGUUUUGUGUGUGUAUGUGCACCUGUGUUAGUGUGUGUGUGUGGGUGUGUGUGUGGGUGUGUGCCUGUUUGAAUGCUUGUGCCUGUAUAUGUGCAUGUGCCUGUGUGCGCGUGCCUGUGCAUGUGUGCCUGCUCCUGUGCAUGCUGCUAUGUGUUUCUAUGUUUGAGCCUGACCAUUUAUUCUGCAUUUGAACCUGUUGCUCUCUCAUUCUGCACUGGUCCCCUCGCUUCUUGAAUGUCAUAGGUUUCAAAGGUCUUAUAUUGUCACAUGUACCAAUUAAGGCCCAGUGAUAUUCGAAUUACCAUACAGCCAUACUAAACAAAAAAGCAACAAGACACACAACAACAUAAAAGAUAACAUAAACAUCCACCACAGCGGAUUCCCCACAUUCCUCACUGUGAUGGAAGGCAAUAAAGUCUAAUCUUCUUCCCUCAUUUUUCUCCCGCCCGUGAUCGGGGCAGUCGAACCAGCCGUCGAGGCGAUCGAAGCUCCCGCAGCCGGUGAGCUCCACGAUGUUAAAUCCCGCGGGCUCCCGAAGUCGGUCUCCUGCAUAGGCCGCCAACUCCACGAUGUUAAGCCUCAGUGCGGACGGAGACACGAUAUGGAAAAUAAUCGCAUCUCCGUCGAUGUAAGAGAAUGUUACAGAGUUCUUUCCCUCCCCACAUAAAACCAGCUAAAGAACACUGAAACAUACAUUUAUCACACACUCUAAAACAACAAAGAAGGAAGGGACGGUCCAGCAAUCCAGAACUAAAUCAGGAUUAUUUAUCCCUUCCUGUUUCUCCCGUUAAAGGCAAAAUAUCAGCUGCUGUCAGAAACAGACCCAUUCAAAAUCCAAGUGCUGGAUCCAAGUGCUCAUAACGCAGUGUCUUGUUAAAUCAAGUGCUUUCCAAAACAAAAUGGAAAUGAAUAAGUGCUGGCACAUUAUCUUAGUUAUACAGACACUGCAGGUGAUGAACAUUUCAUACAACUCUCAGUACUCUCCAUUCUGAAAUAAGUGAGUCCUCAAAGCAAAGAAGCAUAAUCAAACAACCAUAAU
Molecule: messenger RNA, 4511 nt
Organism: Leucoraja erinaceus (little skate)
Lineage: Eukaryota; Metazoa; Chordata; Chondrichthyes; Rajiformes; Rajidae
Product: nuclear factor 7, brain-like
Exons: 8
Coding region: 1264-2787 (507 amino acids)
Molecular function (GO): zinc ion binding; protein binding
Source: RefSeq, a predicted model, not a curated record